AUGCCCAGCCAUCAGCGACAAAGCCUGUCCCAAGGCCCCUUUGAAGGUCUUGAACUUCAACACGAGGACCAGCAUCUUGGUCGGAACAUUAGACAGAUGAUCCCCGAACAACUUCACCAGGAGUUUCGCAAGUAUGUUUCUGAUGUCGCGGACGGGUUGAAGCAGUCCAAGGACAAUGAGACCGCUUUAGAUGAGUACAUCACCGACGAACUCGCUCAUAUGGUCUAUGGGUCCAAUAUGAUCGAGGUUGCUGGUGGAGGUGUCGAUAUUACAGUAAAGCUCUGCAAAGAUGUCUUUCGAGGCAAAGAGCUUCCCGAAGAGAUCAGCGAACGUGACUCGGACUACCAGGACCUCAAACUCUAUCUCCUAAACAAGAACUUACCUGCUGGACAUGCUGCUGUCCUACGAAGCCGCCGAGAGAUCGUUCAGCAUGCCGAAGCUGCACGAUACAUGAUCGAUCAAGUUUACAUCAAGGGCAAGGACUUGUCUCAUAAGAUCAUCAGCGAGACUCAUGGUAUCUUAACAGAAAAGAUCGACCUCGAUGGGACGCCUUGGCAGUAUUACAGUGGCCAAUACCGGACAUGGAACGUGAGAUGCGGUUCUCAUGUCUUCAUGGAUUACAGUCAAGUCCCUAGGGCAAUGCGUGAUAUGAUAGAUGAGCUUGACUCCGACAUCAAGGCGACCGAACAAGGACAGUUCGACCCUGUCGUACUUGCAAGCAAGUACUGCCACAAGUUUGUCAACAUUCACCCAUUUGCGGAUGGAAAUGGUAGAAUGUGUCGUCUUAUUCUCAACGCUCUCCUCCUCAAAUACAGCGGGGGAAUCAUCUGCAUCGGGCAGGAUGGCCAAGAUCGACGAGAGUAUAUGCGCAUUGCCAUAGAGGCAAGUGCAGGAGAAGCCUCACAGAGUCAAGGGUCUGGCGCUGCGAACUACAAGCAACUCGCAUCUUUCACACUUCGACAUGCCCGCGACAGUAUGCGCAAGGUUCGACAACUCUUCAAGCGGGACACUUAG
This is a messenger RNA of Fusarium subglutinans, 1014 nucleotides long. RefSeq lists its product as uncharacterized. The record is from RefSeq and is a predicted model, not a curated record. NCBI's taxonomy places the organism in Eukaryota, Fungi, Ascomycota, Sordariomycetes, Hypocreales, Nectriaceae. The coding region runs from base 1 to 1014 and encodes 337 amino acids. The transcript is spliced from 2 exons.